This is a messenger RNA of Knipowitschia caucasica, 2226 nucleotides long. Lineage: Eukaryota; Metazoa; Chordata; Actinopteri; Gobiiformes; Gobiidae. The record is from the annotation of a GenBank genome assembly.
AUGAACUCCAGGCUCCUCUCACUGGACCAAGACCAUCAACUCCAGGCUCAUCUCACUGGACCAAGACCAUCAACUCCAGGCUCCUCUCACUGGACCAAGACCAUCAACUCCAGGCUCCUCUCACUGGACCAAGACCAUCAACCCCAGGCUCCUCUCACUGGACCAAGACCAUCAACUCCAGGCUCCUCUCACUGGACCAAGACCAUCAACUCCAGGCUCCUCUCACUGGACCAAGACCAUCAACUCCAGGCUGCUCUCACUGGACCAAGACCAUCAACUCCAGGCUCAUCUCACUGGACCAAGACCAUCAACUCCAGGCUCCUCUCACUGGACCAAGACCAUCAACUCCAGGCUCCUCUCACUGGACCAAGACCAUCAACCCCAGGCUCCUCUCACUGGACCAAGACCAUCAACUCCAGGCUCCUCUCACUGGACCAAGACCAUCAACUCCAGGCUCCUCUCACUGGACCAAGACCAUCAACUCCAGGCUGCUCUUACUGGACCAAGACCAUCAACUCCAGGCUCAUCUCACUGGACCAAGACCAUCAACUCCAGGCUCCUCUCACUGGACCAAGACCAUCAACUCCAGGCUCCUCUCACUGGACCAAGACCAUCAACUCCAGGCUCCUCUCACUGGACCAAGACCAUCAACUCCAGGCUCCUCUCACUGGACCAAGACCAUCAACUCCAGGCUCCUUUUACUGGACCAAGACCAUCAACUCCAGGCUGCUCUCACUGGACCAAGACCAUCAACUCCAGGCUCCUCUCACUGGACCAAGACUAUCAACUCCAGGCUCCUCUCACUGGACCAAGACCAUCGCCUCCAGGCUCAUCUCACUGGACCAAGACCAUCAACUCCAGGCUCCUCUCACUGGACUAAGACCAUCAAUUCCAGGCUCAUCUCACUGGACCAAGACCAUCAACUCCAGGCUCCUCUCACUGGACCAAGACCAUCAACUCCAGGCUCAUCUCACUGGACCAAGACCAUCAACUCCAGGCUCCUCUCACUGGACCAAGACCAUCAACUCCAGGCUCAUCUCACUGGACCAAGACCAUCAACUCCAGGCUCCUCUCACUGGACCAAGACCAUCAACUCCAGGCUCCUCUCACUGGACCAAGACCAUCAACUCCAGGCUCAUCUCACUGGACCAACACCUUCAACUCCAGGCUCCUCCCAAGACCAUCAACUCCAGGCUCCUCUCACUGGACCAAGACCAUCAACUCCAGGCUCCUCUCACUGGACCAAGACCAUCAACCCCAGGCUCAUUUCACUGGACCAAGACCAUCAACUCCAGGCUCCUCUCACUGGACCAAGACCAUCAACUCCAGGCUCAUCUCACUGGACCAAGACCAUCAACUCCAGGCUCAUCUCACUGGACCAAGACCUUCAACUCCAGGCUCCUCCCAAGACCAUCAACUCCAGGCUCAUCUCACUGGACCAAAACCAUCAACUCCAGACUCACCUCACUGGACCAAGACUAUCAACUCCAGGCUCCUCUCACUGGACAGAGACCAUCGCCUCCAGGCUCAUCUCACUGGACCAAGACCAUCAACUCCAGGCUCAUCUCACUGGACCAAGACCAUCAACUCCAGGCUCAUCUCACUGGACCAAGACCAUUAACUACAGGCUCUUCUCACUGGACGAAGACCAUCAACUCCAGGCUCAUCUCACUGGACCAAGACCAUCAACUCCAGGCUCCUCUCACUGGACCAAGACCAUCAACUCCAGGCUCACCUCACUGGACCAAGACCAUCAACUCCAGGCUCAUCUCACUGGACCAAGACCAUCAACUCCAGGCUCCUCUCACUGGACCAAGACCAUCAACUCCAGGCUCCUCUUACUGGACCAAGUCCAUCAACUCCAGGCUCAUUUCACUGGACCAAGACCAUCAACUCCAGGCUCCUCUCACUGGACCAAGACCAUCAACUCCAGGCUCAUCUCACUGGACCAAGACCAUCAACUCCAGGCUCCUCUCACUGGACCAAGACCAUCAACUCCAGGCUCAUCUCACUGGACCAAGACCAUCAACUCCAGGCUGCUCUCACUGGACCAAGACCAUCAACUCCAGGCUCAUCUCACUGGACCAAGACCAUCAACUCCAGGCUCCUCUCACUGGACCAAGACCAUCAACUCCAGGCUCCUCUCACUGGACCAAGACCAUCAACUCCAGGCUCAUCUCACUGGAGAUCAGCUCCACGACUCUCACAACACCAGCAUUUGCAUAA